Messenger RNA from Hymenoscyphus albidus, 1275 nucleotides. NCBI's taxonomy places the organism in Eukaryota, Fungi, Ascomycota, Leotiomycetes, Helotiales, Helotiaceae. The record is from the annotation of a GenBank genome assembly.
GAAAAGAGUAGCAAACUUCGCACAAAGAUCACUUAAGUUACAAAGUCCGAAUAUGCCGUUCUCGCAAGUCGAUGGAAUUGCUCUUAUCACUUGUGUAAGUCAUGUCCCUGUAGUGUGCCUUCAACACGCAAGUCCCAAGACGUAUCAACUGAGGGUAUAAACAGGCCGGUUCCGGAAUUGGAGAAGAAACAGGCUAUGCCUUCGCUGGAGCAGGGGCGUUAGGGGUGGUGUUCGCAGAUAUCAAUUAUCACGCUGCCCUUUGGAAAGCGACCAACAGCAAAUUCUAUGCCACAAACCCCAACUAUCGCUCAGUAGCGAUCAAAGUGGAUACAUCUGAACCUAGUAGUGUUCAGGAGAUGGUGGAUUCCGCACUCAAAGAAUUUGGAAGAAUUGAUUAUUGCAUCAAUAGCGCAGGGGUAAGUAACGUGCUACAUCUUUUUGGAAGAAGAAUCAAAAGGGUUGCAACUGAUGCUUUGGGAGAUAGAUCAUGUCUUCAUCGCUUGUGCCAGCCACAGACAUUGAUAUUGAGAACUUCGACAAAGUCCUCAAAAUCAAUACUCGAGGAGUGAUGCUCUGCGUUCGAGCUGUUAGUAAAGUAAUGAUGCAGCAAGAACCUCGAAUGUUCAAAGGUAGACAUGGACAAGAACGGAGUCUAGGUCGAGGUUGCAUUAUCAAUCUUGGAUCUUUGAGCUCUAUUACUGCCUCGAAGGGUAUGAUGGCUUAUGUGGCAUCCAAGCAUGCAUUGUUGGGUAUUCCUAAGGUAGCAGGUGAAUCUCUCCUCUUCCAAAGUUGCGAUGGCGAGGAGCUGAUGCCGAAGUAGCUUCGUAUUUGAAGCAGCAUGGUAUCAGAGUCAAUGCUGUUUGUCCAGCACCUGUGGCUACUCCGAUGAUGGAUUUGACCAUGAAAAAGUUACCAAGAUCAGAAUCUGUGGUCAAGAAAAAGACACGCAUGCCUAGAGUUGCAUGGCCAGGAGAAGUUGCCAAUGUGGCCGUAUUUUUAUGCAGUCCUUCUUCGACUUAUAUCAGUGGAACUGAGGUAGUUAUUGAUGCGGGUAUUUCUGCUUCAAUUACGGCUCGUAUCUAAGUUGAAACCGACCGGCUGCAAAUGGGAUUGGUCGAUCCUUCGCGGAUUCUAGGCUUCUUCAGAAGAUUGAUGGGGUUAGUGUUGUUGAGAUGAACUGGUUCAAUCACGUAACCAAAAGUGCCGCGAUAAUCUUUGAAUUCAACGCUUCCUAUUAAUACUGCAAAUCUGUUCUGUCUAUAGGACAGAUUCUUG